AUGCCUGAAAAUAUUAACACUUUCGUCAAAUAUAAAGCAACCAGUGUCAGUCAACACCUGUAUCAGUUAUCUCCUGUCAACAAUCCUGGCUACUAUUCCCUGACCAGAGCUAAAGUCACUAUAUUAAGUGAGAAUCCCAUACUUCCCACAAACAUGUAUACAAUAUUUAGUAAAUCCUCAGCUAUUGAGCAUGGAUGCCUCGAACCAAUGGAAAAUGUCCUGCAAGACAAUAUGAAAGGUUGUCUCCUUGAUGGACCAACUUUGUCACGGUUGGUGAAACAUCUAGCAAAGAACGGGACUGGGUUUAUUGUUUAUCCUGAGUUGUCUGAUGUCUUAAACGAACUUUUCAAAUCAGACGAGGAAAUGUGUUCUGGAGACAACAUGCUUCUUUGCAAGCUUUUCUGGGGUGAACGAAUGUCCUUCCACUACGCCACAGAAGAGACCAGUGAUAUCGACACAAAAACCCCUUUCUCCAGAAUAGAUAAAUGA
Messenger RNA from Paramuricea clavata, 489 nucleotides. The record is from the annotation of a GenBank genome assembly. Lineage: Eukaryota; Metazoa; Cnidaria; Anthozoa; Malacalcyonacea; Plexauridae.